Molecule: messenger RNA, 2594 nt
Organism: Phacochoerus africanus (Common warthog)
Lineage: Eukaryota; Metazoa; Chordata; Mammalia; Artiodactyla; Suidae
Gene: SLC11A1
Product: solute carrier family 11 member 1
Exons: 15
Coding region: 716-2140 (474 amino acids)
Biological process (GO): metal ion transport
Cellular component (GO): plasma membrane
Molecular function (GO): iron ion transmembrane transporter activity; manganese ion transmembrane transporter activity; cadmium ion transmembrane transporter activity
Source: RefSeq, a predicted model, not a curated record
GGUGGUGCGAGGCUCACACCAGGAGGGGAAUGAAAGUCUGUUCUGUGGCCACCCAGACCCUUCCGUCAGAGCUGGCCACUUCUGCCUUUGGAAAGUGUUUCACAAUGCCCUGGGCAUGUGUGAGGACAGCCGAGUUGAGCUGAAGAUGCGUAAAAGGCUAUAGACCCACACACUCACCGGUUCCCAGAGAGGACGGGUGGGCCAGAGAGCCACCCAGCACAUCACUCACACAGAGAGCGUCUGAGUCUGUGGUCCUCAUGACAGUCUUCCCUGCUCAGAGCCCAUGCCCUCUCCACAUCCUCUGUGGCAAGAAGCCAUCAGGAUCUGGGGACCUCUGCAUUCACAUGGAAGGAGAGGAAUUCAGAAGGCUCUGCUUCUCACUCAUCUUCUGGAAGGUCUGGUCGAGGGAUGGAUGUGAUGGACUGAAGAAAGGAAUCAAGGGCUCCUAUUCGGCUGGGGCUUCAUUUGCUUUUGCCCUGCCACCAGAAACAGGCAGGUCAACUCACCAAGGCUCUUGGGGCCCCUGGCAGGUGACACAGGCCCCCCAAAGCAGAGCAAAACCCAAUAUGGCUCCAUCUCCAGCCCACCGAGCCCAGGGCCACCACAAGUACCUCCCGGAGGGACCUACCUGAGUGAGAAGAUCCCCAUUCCGAAUGCAGAACCGGGCACAUUCAGCCUCCGCAAGCUGUGGGCCUUCACUGGGCCCGGCUUCCUCAUGAGCAUUGCUUACCUGGACCCGGGAAACAUCCAGUCGGAUCUUCAGGCUGGUGCUGUGGCUGGAUUCAAACUGCUCUGGGUGCUGCUGUGGGCCACGGUGUUGGGAUUGCUCUGCCAGCGACUUGCUGCCCGGCUGGGCGUGGUGACAGGCAAGGACUUGGGUGAGAUCUGCCAUCUCUACUACCCUAAGGUACCCCGCACCCUCCUCUGGCUGACCAUGGAGCUAGCCAUCGUGGGCUCGGACAUGCAGGAAGUCAUCGGCACAGCUAUUGCCUUCAAUCUGCUCUCAGCUGGAGGAAUCCCACUCUGGGGUGGUGUCCUCAUCACCGUCGUGGACACUUUCUUCUUCCUCUACCUAGAUAACUACGGGCUGCGGAAGCUGGAAGCCUUCUUUGCAUUCCUUAUUGCCAUUAUGGCCUUCACCUUCGGAUAUGAGUACGUGGUGGCGAGGCCUGCUCAGGGAGCACUUCUUAGGGGCCUGUUCCUGCCCUACUGUUCUGGCUGUGGCCAGCCCGAGCUGCUCCAGGCCGUGGGCAUCGUUGGCGCCAUCAUCAUGCCCCACAACAUCUACCUGCACUCGGCCCUGGUCAAGUCUCGAGAGGUAGACCGGACCCGCAGGGAGGACAUUCGAGAAGCCAACAUGUACUUCCUGAUUGAAUCCACCAUCGCCCUGUUUGUCUCCUUCUUCAUCAACCUCUUUGUCAUGGCUGUCUUUGGGCAAGCCUUCUACCAGCAAACCAACCAGGCUGCGUUCAACAUCUGUGCCAACAGCAGCCUCCACGACUACGCCAAGAUCUUCCCCAGGAACAACCUGACGGUGGCUGUGGACUUUUACCAAGGCGGCGUGAUCCUGGGCUGCCUCUUUGGCCCCGCCGCCCUCUACAUUUGGGCGGUGGGUCUUCUGGCUGCGGGACAAAGUUCCACCAUGACCGGCACCUACGCGGGACAAUUUGUGAUGGAGGGCUUCCUGAAGCUGCGGUGGUCACGCUUUGCCCGCCUCCUGCUCACUCGCUCCUGCGCCAUCCUGCCCGCCCUGCUGGUGGCUGUCUUCAAGGAGCUGCGGGACCUGUCAAGCCUCAAUGAUCUGCUCAACGUGCUGCAGAGCCUGCUGCUUCCCUUCGCGGUGCUGCCCAUCCUCACGUUCACCAGCAUGCCCGCCCUCAUGCAGGAGUUUGCCAGUGGCCGGGUGAACAAGGUCAUCACUUCCUCCAUCAUGCUGCUGGUCUGUGCCAUCAACUUUUACUUUCUGAUCAGCUACCUGCCCAGCCUCCCCCACCCCGCCUACUUCGGCCUUGUAGCACUACUGGCUGUCAUCUACCUGGGCCUCACCACCUACCUGGUCUGGACCUGUCUUAUCGCCCAUGGAGCUACCCUUCUGGUCCACAGUUCCCAUCAACACUUUCUGUAUGGGCUUCUGGAAUAGGAGCAAGAGAAGGAAGGAGCUCGGGAUGAGCUCCCCGCCAGGGCUUGGCUGAAGGUGGAAUGCGUGGGGCAGAUGGGCCUGCUGGACAGGUGGACAUGGGGGGGGGACCCGCUGUGUGGAAGCAGCAAGAUGGAGCAGGUUUUGGAAGCAGGCCAACCUGAGUUCCUUAGGGACCUGCAGUUUCCUAGCUUGGACAAGUUACUCAACCUCUGGAUCUCAGUGUCUUCAUCUAUAAAAUGGGACAACACUAAUCUUGCAAUGGAUGUAAAGCAAUGUAACACAGAGACUGGCACCUGAGACCAAAAAAAAAAAAAAAAAUCGAAAAGUAUUUAUUGAGCACCUAUAGAACUGAGCUGACAGGCCCAGUUAGGAGUGGAACACAGGCUCCAAACAGGUAUUUAAAAUAGAGUCUGAAGACUGCUAAAUAAAUGCUUAUUAAUUUUUUAUCCAAAAA